Schistosoma mattheei is the source of this 1278-nucleotide messenger RNA. The record is from the annotation of a GenBank genome assembly. NCBI's taxonomy places the organism in Eukaryota, Metazoa, Platyhelminthes, Trematoda, Strigeidida, Schistosomatidae.
AUGUUAUGGGAAGGUGUAACUGGACCGAAAGGAGGCUCAAAAAAACGUGCAAGAGGAAAACGCAGAGUUACAAGACAAAAAAUAAAUCUUCAUGUGGGACAGAGAUUAGGUUUCGGCAAAGCCUCCAUACAGUGGCCUGGUCUUAAUACUCCUGCAUCUUCAACUAUCAAGAAAGGUGACUACAAUGAAGAGUACUUCGAAAGGUUAGAAAUGCUUCGUAAUAAAUCUGCCGUAAAAAAGAAACGCAUGAAAUUAACUCCUUUACAACGUGGUUGGACAGGAAAGCUAUUGGGAGGACAAUCUGUUGGUUCACCUACACCAAAUAACCCAGAUUUCGAUUGUUUUGUUAUCGAGUCAAAAGUUGUCGCAACAGUGACUGCAACAAAAGGACGUUAUCGUCGAUUUUCAGUUGUUGUUGCAACUGGUAAUGGACAAGGUUUAUGUGGUAUUGGUAAAGCAAAAGCUUUAAAUCUAUUAUCUGCAACUCGACGUGCUAAAUUACGUGCCUCACAAAAUGUUAUAUCAUUUGAUCUUAAAGAAGGAAGAACAUUAUGGCAUGUUGGGUAUGUUUGUCAAUGGAACAGUAAAAUCUUUGCAGCUCCUCUAUCAGAAGGUGCUGGUCUAAAAUGUCAUCGUAUGAUUAAAACAUUAUGUCAAGUUAUUGGAAUUAAAGAUAUGUAUGCUAGAGUUGAAGGUAGUACAAAUAAUUAUCAAGCAAUAGCCAGAGGUUUUUUACGUUUAUUAAAACAACAAAAAACGUAUGAAGAUUUAGCUAACAGUUUAGGACUUCAUGUCGUAGAAUUUGCUGCUGAUCGUGAUAUGUAUCCGCAUGUAUUGGCAUCUCCUGCAUGUGGUCAUGCCAAUGAUUUUAGCAAGAAUAAUGUCAAUGAGUCUGGUGGUUCGUCUGUUGUGAUCCACUCAAAAUCUUAUGAAUUACCUCAAAGACUUCCACUGAUAGUUCCACAGAAUCCGACACAUCAUAAACCGCGUAAACCCAUACCUGAAGAACAUGACAAUUUCUUGGAUGAUUUAAUUGGUGUUGAUGAAGACACAACCACAGAAACUAAUAUUUCGGAAUUAUUAGCAGCAGGUGAACGUGAUUUAGAUGCUCUUAUGUUGGGAGGACGUGUCCCACUAAAAAAGAGUUCAUCUCAUCACGGACAAAUUACUAACCCCAUGGUUAUUAAGCGAAAAGCAGAACGUCAUCGUUAUCGUAACCAGCAAGUUGUCAGACGUGAGAGAAACGCUCAUAUAACAUUGUCUGUAAAUUCUGUUUAA